Messenger RNA from Caenorhabditis bovis, 285 nucleotides. The record is from the annotation of a GenBank genome assembly. NCBI's taxonomy places the organism in Eukaryota, Metazoa, Nematoda, Chromadorea, Rhabditida, Rhabditidae.
AUGACAGAAGCCGCAAGCAGCAGCACGUUUCUUCAAGCCUCGUCGCCAAUUGAUUCCGCUCUAUUCUUUGUGUUCGCCGCUUUCAUCCUCAAUGUUAUAGUUGUCAUAAUUGCAUUCUGCUACUUCGAUCCGGCUCCACAUGAGCCGGCACUCGUCUAUCGCACCUAUUACACCCUUCGUCGACUGAGUCGUCGCAACGGCGAAGCGCGGAUUCGAAUGUCGAUCAAAUCGGACAACGAGGAAGAGAGCAACAACGAUUCGCCGGCCCAAGUGCUCUUUGUUUAG